Molecule: messenger RNA, 2600 nt
Organism: Elgaria multicarinata webbii
Lineage: Eukaryota; Metazoa; Chordata; Lepidosauria; Squamata; Anguidae
Gene: PLBD2
Product: phospholipase B domain containing 2
Exons: 12
Coding region: 1-1698 (565 amino acids)
Biological process (GO): phospholipid catabolic process
Cellular component (GO): extracellular region
Molecular function (GO): glycerophospholipase activity
Source: RefSeq, a predicted model, not a curated record
AUGGCGCUGCAUCAGCUGCUGCUUCUGGUGGUCGCCCUGCCGGGGCUUCUGCAAGCCGCCGGCCCGCCGCCGCCGCCUCCCUUCCCCGGCGCCGGUUCGGAACCCACCCGCAGCUGCUCGGUGCUGCUGGACCCGCUCUCCGGCCAGCUGAAGGUGGUGAGCGGCUGGGCUCCGUCCGCCGUCGCCUGGGCCAACCUGACCGAGGGGAUCCGAGAAACCGGGUGGGCUUCCCUGGAGCUAACCACCAAUGAAAAGUAUAAUGACAGCAUCCAGGCUUACGCAGCAGGGUUGGCUGAAGCAGCAGUAUCUGACCAGCUCAUCUACAUGCACUGGAUGAAUAUCAUGGUGGGCUACUGUGGCCCCUUCAAGUACCAGACGGACUACUGUCAGAAGCUGAAGAACUACAUUGAAAUCAACCUGGCCUGGAUGGAAGAGCAGAUUGAGGGAGGGAAAGACUCCGAAUACUGGUACCAGGUACGCCUCGCUCUGCUGCAGUUGAAGGGUCUUGAGGACGGUUACAAUGACCAAGUGGCCUUCCCCACGGGCAAGUUCUCCAUUGCCCCCUUCGGCUUCCUCUUGUUCCAGCUCGGGGGUGAUUUGGAAGACCUGGAAUCGGCCUUCAACAAAUCUGAAAGCCAGCGCGUCCUGGGUUCGGGGUCGUGCUCUGCUUUCAUCAAGCUGUUGCCUGGCAACCGGGAUCUCUUCGUCUCCCACGACACGUGGAGCACCUACCAGUCCAUGCUGCGAAUCCUCAAGAAGUAUACUUUGCCAUUCCGGACUUCAGACCGCAGUGACAGCUUGAUCCCCGGGUACGUCCAGGCUUUCUCCUCGUAUCCAGGCACCAUCUUUUCCGGAGACGACUUCUACAUCUUGAGCAGUGGCCUGGUCACUCUGGAAACCACCAUUGGGAACAGCAAUAGCAGCCUGUGGAAGUACAUCCAGGCCAAAGAGAGCGUCUUGGAAUGGCUGCGCAACAUCGUGGCCAAUCGGCUUGCCAGGAGCGGGGCGGAGUGGGCGGCCGUCUUCCAGAAGUUCAACAGCGGCACGUACAAUAACCAGUGGAUGAUUGUGGAUUAUAAUUCUUUCAUCCCAGGCAAGGCGAGCCUCCAGGGGGGCGUGCUCACCGUGCUGGAGCAGAUCCCGGGGAUGAUCAUUGCGGACGACAAAACCGACCAGCUGUACCAAGACGGAUAUUGGGCAAGCUACAAUGUGCCGUAUUUCAAAGAGAUCUUCAACGCCAGUGGCCUUCCUCCGCUGGUGGAGAAGUACGGCGACUGGUUCACCUACGACAAGAACCCCCGGGCCCAGAUCUUCCGGCGCAACCAGACCCUCGUCCGGGACAUGGACUCUAUGAUCCGGCUCAUGAGGUUCAACGACUUCCCGAAGGAUCCGCUGUCCCGGUGCCAAGCCUGCGAUCCGCCCCAGAACGGUGAAAACGCGAUUGCCGCCCGCUCGGAUCUCAACCCGGCCAACGGCACGUACCCCUUUGGUGCCCUCCGCCAGAGGCCGCACGGGGGUACUGAUAUGAAGGUCACUUCCUUUGAGAUGGCCAGGAACUAUAGCUUCAUUGCCACCAGUGGACCUACCUGGGACAACCUGCCGGCUUUCCAGUGGAGUUCCUCUCCAUAUCAUAAUUUGCUUCACAUGGGCCACCCUGACGUUUGGCGUUUCUCACCCAUCCAGGUCCGCUGGGGUUGAUGCCUCACAGAUUCGGGCUUCUCCGGUCCCGCUGGGCUGGCGUGCUGGGCACCAUUCCAGCUGUUGCUGCAGGGCUUUGUGGAUCUGCAUUGCAGCCUUAGCUUGCUCUCUUUUGAAAGAAGAAUGAAGGUUUCCUCUCUCUUCUUUUAAAUUCUUGAAUGGCUGAGAGCAGUUGAGAAUGAAGGAAUACGAUUGGGGGCGAGUUGUCAGCUGUGAUUCAAUGGGAGCACAGAUUUCAGUUACCUGAGAACCUCAGCUUUCUAGAAGGGUAUUAUUAUUAUUAUUAUUUGUCUUAAGUUUCUAGUCCUUAUGGGCACAAGGAUAUUCCUUGAAGGUGUGUGUAGGCAAAUGGCUGCUGCGAUCUCGGAAGCCAGACAGGGUGCUGAAUCAGAUACCUGGUGGGCAGGGAUGGAGCAAAUUUUGAGUUCUGUCUGGUUUUGACUGAAACCCGGAACGGAUUUCCCGCCCCACUGACAUCGGAGCCACCAGCCUCCACUGUAAGUUACCACUGUGUCUUGCCGUUAUAGUGGUACUGGAGUGUACUGGCAACUGUUGGGGCUCAUUGACACAGACCGUAUACCGCUUUCAUAGUGUUAUAUCCUGCUUGGUGCAGAACUGGCCUGAAUUCUAGCUGAUGCAGGACUUAUAAUGACAACCAUGAAAAAUGCAAAACAACAACAGCGUUUUGCCUUCAGUGCUAAGGUGUGUUAUAAGGGACCUCCCCCCCCCCCACUUUUCCACCUCUCCUACUUGAGCCAAAUCGAAAUGAUCCGUCUGUUGGCGGCAUGUCUCCUGCCCUAUCAGCAGGACACGCGGGUCUGCUGCUCAGACACAUAAAGAAUUUUCUGUCUGUCUCGUGUGAUCAAAAGUUAAAGCAUUUCAUGAUGAUGAUUUAUCCUAAU